UUUCACUGCAAUCGCCAACAUGGACCGGUGGGUCGGAAAAGUAGCAGUAGUGACCGGGGCAAGCGCUGGCAUCGGAGCGGCCAUUGCCAAGGAACUGGUUCGGGCAGGUCUCCUGACCGUUGGUCUCGCUAGACGUGUUGAGUUGGUUGAGGCUCUGAAAGGUGACCUGGCGAGUGUAGAAAUUGCUUCCCGGUUGCAUGCAGUCAAAUGUGAUGUAUCUAAAGAGGAAGAUAUUUUGAGCGCAUUUGGAUUCAUUUGCGAGAAGUUUGGCGGAAUUGAUGUGCUGGUGAACAACGCUGGGGUCAGCAGAGAUGGGACGGUUCUAGGAGUUGGAAACUCAAAAGACCUUCGCGAUAUCUUUGAUACAAACGUGAUAGGGUUGGCCUUAUGUAGCCGGGAAGCAUAUCAAUCGAUGAAGAAACGAUCUGUAGAUGGGCAUAUUAUAAACAUCGGAAGCCUAUCGGGGCAUCAAGUGUACGACAUUCCGAGGCAAUCAAUCUACAGCCCAAGCAAGUUUGCCGUUAGAGCCCUAACCGAUUCGAUGCGGAUCGAGAUGCGCAAUGAGAGCUCGAGAGUGAAAGUUACUUGCAUCAGUCCCGGAAUCGUGAUGACGGAUAUGGUUGGAGAUUUUGCGGAUGCAAUCCAUUUUCCUACUCUGCUGGCAGAGGAUAUUGCUGAUUCGGUUCGAUAUGUGUUGAGCACACCGCCCCGAGUACAGAUACAUGAGCUAGUGAUAAGACCUAACGGGGAGCCAUUUUAGUUAUCCGUUACAAAUUUGUGGAAGAAAAUAAAUGUUAAUUAGUGGUUUAAUUUGUUGUACUAUGCGUUUAUUUUUUUCAGCACUUUGAUUUAACUUGCACUCUUUUGAAAGAAUGUUGUUCAGUCUUUGUUUGUUGAUGUUCCUGUCAAAAGUUAAGUUGAAAAUUGUGUCAUAUUGGAGAUCUUAUUAGCAACCGCCAGACAUUUACAUAUGUGUCGUGUGAAAAAAACUUUUUUUUAACUAACUUUCACAUUUCUAUCUUAUAAAUAUUUUGCCAUUUAAGAAGUGUAGAUUUUCAAUGUAGUUCAAAAUGGUUAAAAAAAAAACUCGAAAAUGAUUUAUUUUUUAUAAAUAACUAGCUGACCCGGUGUGCCUUGCUACACCUUCCAAAAUUUAUUAAAAUUUGUGGUUCCUAGUUAUUGAACUGUGGUGGACCCGCAACAUUGUAUUUAUCAAUAUUACAGUUCGUUUAUGCAUGCAAAGCAUAAACAAACUGUAUAUCGAACAAAGUCCAAUGUGAGGGCUCAGCGCAAGACGCUGACUCCGCACUUUCGGACUGUACUAUGUUCGGUCGGUCACCGCACGCAGCACUGUAAAGAAAGUAGCAAAUAGAUUAGUCUUAAGUGACACACGAACGACA
Messenger RNA from Uranotaenia lowii, 1400 nucleotides. RefSeq names its product farnesol dehydrogenase-like. The record is from RefSeq and is a predicted model, not a curated record. The coding region runs from base 20 to 760 and encodes 246 amino acids. The transcript is spliced from 2 exons. NCBI's taxonomy places the organism in Eukaryota, Metazoa, Arthropoda, Insecta, Diptera, Culicidae.